Molecule: messenger RNA, 1599 nt
Organism: Ylistrum balloti
Lineage: Eukaryota; Metazoa; Mollusca; Bivalvia; Pectinida; Pectinidae
Exons: 7
Coding region: 1-1599 (532 amino acids)
Source: RefSeq, a predicted model, not a curated record
AUGACGUGUAGGAUCAUUAAUUCUACCUGGAAAUAUAUUGAUGUAGUUCGCCUCGAUCCUGCCGAAGAUGUGCUUGUUGCUCGGGUAAAUGGAUCUACCAUAAGUCAGCCAUUAUCUCCCAGAGUAACCACUAGUAUGAGUUCGGGAAAUGUGGUCGUUGAUUUUACCGCUGUGGAGUGCACUGAUGCAGGAAAUUAUGUCUGUGUAUUGAAUGAUGACGCAUCAGCCAAGAUUCAAUCACCAGAUUCAGUCUUACAAGUCCGACGUCCUCCAUCAGUUCCGACGCUUGACUUGAAUGCUCACCAAAUCGUUGGCUCAACCUUGAACGCUUACCAUAAACACAAGUGUUUGGGAGAUGUGGGUUAUCCUGCUGGAGAGUUCAAAGUUCAGUAUGCAGCCUCAGGAUCUUCAAUAUUCAGUGAACUUUCCGUCUCAAAUAUUAAAACCACACCGAGUGAGUGGCUCUGUAACAGUACUGAACGAACGAUGGAAUUUGAGAUAGACUUCCAGGCAGACAUGGACGGGGGAGUGAUCAGAUGUGACAUACAUAAUCCUCUUUUUAGUUCAACAACAUACUCAAAUAACGUAACAAUUGAGUUAAUUCCAGGUGAUAUUUGCAAAACGACAAAUGAGGAUACGAUACAUCAUCCAAGAAACUGCAAGAAAUAUGUUACAUGCUAUAAUGAGCCGCGGGGUUACACUUGUGGUGGAUCGUGUGUUAAGAUUGACAACGGAAUUUUUCAGUCAUGUGUUGAAUGCAGUGAGGACGUUUGUCCUAGAGAUGAAGAAACAACUACACCAGGGACAACAACCGUUUCUGGACCAUCGUACCUGAUUUGUGAUGAUAUGUCGGGAUAUACUGGUGAGGCUGCCUUUCUUCAAUGCCGUAUAACAAGUAACGAUUUCGACACAGUUAUCCUUUCGCAUACAUCCGAAACAUCUACGGAUUCAGUGUCUUUAUGGAAACUCACAAAAUCAUCCUCUGCUAAAAUGACAACAGAUUCUAUAUGGACUGAUCUCAAAGUUACAUAUCACACUGAUGGCUCGAUUAAAUACAUUAACACUACCGUAUCUACUGUAGCCUGCGAAAUGAGUGGAAAGUUUCAUCUGAAUUUAACAAUGGGUGAACUUUCCUCAGUAACAACCUCCAAUAUCAACGUUUUAGUUAAACCGACUACUGCGCCAGCAAUAUCCCAAAGGAAGUAUCUAGAUGCCUCCACUGGGCAUAUUGAAUGUAAGGGUGAAGUGGGAAACCCGCCUGUCCAAAUGGCUCUUCAAAUCGCAAAUGGGACUUCAAAUAGCUCAGUUACACUGACGUCAGCGCCAGCUGGUGACGACAUAAAGGAUAGGUGUACAUUCAGGAGAACGAUCAGGUCAACUGCAUCCCUCGCCCUGCUAAAUGGAACUGAUGUAACAUUUGUGAGUCUACCAAUGCCUCGUUCAUCCUCCAUCCAUACGAUUGCCAUCAAUUCAUCCAGUGCGGGGACAGUACCACCACUGAAUCAGCAUGCCCAGGAACUACAUGUUUUACAAUACCUGGUAACAGUUGCAGCCAUAAUUGUAGUAGGUGUCCAUAGAUUUUAUAAUAACGCUGGGUGA